This is a messenger RNA of Rotaria sordida, 909 nucleotides long. Lineage: Eukaryota; Metazoa; Rotifera; Eurotatoria; Philodinida; Philodinidae. The record is from the annotation of a GenBank genome assembly.
AUGUCUAACACAAAAUUGCUUUCAACGGAUACUAGUGUUUUAACUCAACGAUUGCAAAAUGCUGAAAAGUCCAUAAUAUUUCUUCAACGCGAACAUGCAUCAACAUUAGCUAGUCUUCAUGAAGAAAUCACCAAAUUGCAACAGGAAUAUAGUGAUUUGACAUUUCAAUUAACGAUUGGUGGUACUGUAAUUAAUUCUGUAGAUGAUAGUAAAAUUCGAAAAACGGUUGAACAACUUGAAAAUGAAUUAUAUCAAUAUAAAGAUAAAAUAAAAGAUUUAAAUGAAAAUUUAGAAGAAAAAGAAAAACUUUUAAAAGAUUAUGAAAAUCGUCUUAUUGUAAAUGAUCGUAAGCAUGCAUUAGAAUUACAUAAACAAUAUGAUAAACAACGAGAACUUAAAAUUGAACUUGAACAUCGUUCAAUAUUAAUUGCAGAACUUACAAAUCAAUUACAUCGGGAAAAACAACAUCAACAAAAUGUACGAAAUCGUAUUCAACUUGGACAAAUUCUUUUACCUAAUAAACCAACUAAAUUAAAAUAUAACGAUGAACAACAACAACGACAACUUUUGCCAUCCAACCGUCAUAUAUCGAAACGUUCAUCAUCCCCAAGUAAUCAAAGUAGUACUGAUCAAGAAUUAACAAAAGUUUUGUUUAUUGGACGACGUCCAACUCCUCCACAACAAUUGCAACUAAUUUCAUCUAAAAAUAUAGAGUCACACAAUGAACAAUUAUAUACCAAACGUCAACGUCAGUUACUAAACAGUCAUACAGAAAAUAUGGAUUUAAAUAAAAUCACAUCAUCACGACCAACAAAUAAAUUAUCAACUGUUCUACCGCCUAUUGUCAGUAAAAAAAUGCCACUUAAGGCAUUUGCUACAAUAACACUUCAACGCGAAGGCGAUGCUUGA